Messenger RNA from Eublepharis macularius, 1473 nucleotides. RefSeq names its product ubiquilin-1-like. Bases 1 to 1473 code for a protein of 490 amino acids. The record is from RefSeq and is a predicted model, not a curated record. Gene Ontology annotation, cellular component: cytosol. Lineage: Eukaryota; Metazoa; Chordata; Lepidosauria; Squamata; Eublepharidae. The transcript has a single exon. Gene Ontology annotation, molecular function: polyubiquitin modification-dependent protein binding. Gene Ontology annotation, biological process: ubiquitin-dependent protein catabolic process.
AUGGUUGAGAGCCAGAAGACCCCAGGAGCUGAGCUGGGGGCCAGCGCUGAGCCUCGAGUCAUCCGCAUCCUGGUGAAAGCGCCUUGGCAGAAGGAAGAAUUCCUCGUCCACCAGGACAUGUUCGUCAGGGAAUUCAAGGAGCACGUGGGCAGGCAUUUCGCCUCCUGCCCUGACCGAGUGGUGCUGGUGCAUGCCGGAAGGAUCUUAAAAGACCACCAGUCCCUAGGCCAGCAUAGGAUCCACCUGGAUAACGAUGCCACCGUCCACGUGGUCAUCCGGUCCCACCGGGAUCGCCGCUCCUGGCAAGCUUCUGCAGUUCUGACCCAGCCCCCCUCGGCUCAGAAGCCCCCUCCGAGUAGCGCUUUGGCCCGCGACGGCCUCCGGGAGCUGACUGCCAGCCUCGGCCUCCACACGGCCAAUUUUGCUGAGUUCCAGACCCAGCUGAUGUCCAAUCCCGACCUGAUGCUCCAGCUCCUGGAAAACCCUUCCAUCCAGAGCAAGCUCUCGAGCCCGGACCUGAUGAAGGAGCUGGUCACCAGCAACCCUCAAGUGCAGCAGGUGAUGCAGGAAGCCCCGGAGAUCAGCCGUGUCCUCAGCUCUCCGGAGGGCAUGAAACUGGUGGUGGAGCUGGCAAAGAACCCCGCCGCUGUGCGGGAAAUCAUGAAACCUCCGCCCCGGGCCUUGGGUUUCCCUAGCGGCGAUUACAACAGUGCCCCGCAGGACCCUUCCGCUGAAAUGCAGAAAGGGCUUCCAAAGAAGCUGUUGCCAGGUUCCAUGGGCGGCCAGCCAGCCAGCCACCACAGUGAGAAGCCGAGUGCUAAAGAGCGACUGCUUUCUCCCAUUAUUCGGCCUCUGAGAAUGGGAGCCCAGAACGUAACUGCUGGCAGCAAAGAUCAGAGCCAGGGAGAAAGCAGCGUGAAGGAAGGAGCCGGGCAGCUCGUCUCUGCCGCCGUGAAGCACCUGCUCCAUCAAAUCAUAAGGCACCUUAUGGAGAGCAUCGCCAACAGGCCCAGCAGGAGCAGCCCUGGGCAGGCACUCAGCCAUGCCCCGGAGCUGGUGGCCAAGGUGCUCCGAAAGAACGCUGCAGCGCCCAGGAACGUCCGGAAGGAGGCCACGGGGGUCCCAGCGCUCCUGCAGCAGAUUCAAAACACAGAUGUUCUUUGGGCAAACUCGAGUCCGAAAGAGAUCCAGGGACUGCUCCAAAUUCAGCAGCGGCUCCAGGCACUUGCCACAGACGAACCGGCAAAGAGAGCGGAGAGAGCCGAGUGGCCUGCGCGGAGAGCGCAUUCCAACACAUCUCUCUGUGAUAUGCCCCCCCCUGCCUCGCGACUGGGGCAGCACAGCUUCUCCGCCCAGCGCAUCUUGCAGGCUCUGCUGGGGGCUGAUUUGUCUGCUGGGCCCAAAUCCCACAGCAGCCUGCGGGGCUCUUCUGCCCAACCCUCUUCCAAGCAAAAGUGGACGUACAAACUGUGA